UGUCAGUGAGCUUCCAUGUGAACUGAGAGGAUGGGGAUCUUUGCUUAGGAGCUGCUUGGAUGAGAGGACUGGUCUGCCCAGUGCCUUAAAGGAUAUCUGUCAUUUUAGAAAGAAUUAUAGUUCAACUUUCAACGCUAACAGACCAGUACAAAAUGACCAGGAAGGUUUUCACAAACACCAGGGAGAGGUGGAGACAGCAAAACGUAAACAGCGCCUUCGCUGAGUUGCGAAAACUCAUUCCCACCCACCCUCCGGAGAAGAAACUGAGUAAAAAUGAGAUCCUGCGUCUGGCCAUGAAAUACAUCAACUUCUUGGUGCAGCUGCUAGAUAGCCAGAGCGGCAAGCCGGCAUCACACUCACCCGGGUCCCUCCUUCAUUUCCUGAGGGGCAACGUUGAGCGCCUGAACUCCGUGAAGCAAUGGGGGCUCAACAGUGACAAUGACAUCCCAUCCCCUAGCUCAAGCUGUGGCAGUUCUGAAUCCUGGUAGCCUCCAUUACGUCUCCCUCUAAACAGACUGCUGUGAUACCUGAAACUGGGAGUGUAACGGCUGCUGCUAGCCCCAUGUUUGCUACUACACCCUUCUGGUUAACACAACUUGUACUGCUACUUAAAUGUUGCAAUAGUUUUGACUUUAUUCUCAGUAGCCUUAUGUUGUUCAUCUCACAGAGGUGUAUUGUGGUAAAACAAUUUGCUUUGCUAUAUUGAGCUGCCAAAUUUCUGAGUUCCUGGCCUGUUCUUCAUCUCUCAUGAUUGUUAGUUAGGAAACUGAUGGCACAAGGAGACUGAUGGCAAAGACUUCUAUUUCAAGCUGUUGUUCCAUUAGUUGUAUUUGCAUGGAUGUUACAUGGAUAUUACACAAUCACCUGGUUUCUCCUAAUUUGCCAUCCCCCUUUCCAUUCAGAUCAUUGGUUGUACUUUCACCACCCCUCACAUAACCCCAUCUUCAAAUGGAACAUUGUUCGGAGGCAUCCUCAGCUACAUGUCCAUAUAGAGGAUACUGGUGAAUCAGGAACCCUUAUUAAGGAUGGUUUACGGAGCUAAGCUGCAAAGACCACCCACCUUUCCAAAAAAAAAUAAAAUAAACAUCUAUAGCUUAUGGAACUGCCUCUAAGCCACCUAGAUUGCAUGUUUAACUUUCACAUCUACUACAUGUACAGUUCAAGCUGCAACAGUAUAUGGCAAAACCAUCUCUUGGAUCUUUAAUAGGUUUGACUUGGUCCUCCUUUAAUUAGGAAUACAAGCGCAUUCAUUGUUCUACAGAGUUUUUGAGUAAAAUCAAUGUGUGGCUCUUUGAAGAAUCUCUUGCUGCUUAGUCCAUCAUCUGUGCUGGUGGUGGUCUUCUGUUGACCUGCCAGCUAAAAACGCUGGGAUCUAUUUUAAUGCCCUAAACAAUAGUUGGUCUAAAUACUGCCACCCUUUAACUCUACAUGGUAGGCAACCUUGGCACUUUCAAUUCAGGUCUUUGUUCCAACCAAGUCCUUAUUUAUUAAAUGAAACCAAUUAAACCCCUGACCAGGUCCUAAAGUAUUUAAUAAUAUAAGUAUACCUAUAACAUGGAAUAGAUGGACUACAGGACUGGAGUUGCCUACCCCUGUAUAUGAUUACGCCUGUGGGACUCCCUUUUUAACAUCACUAAAUACAAUGGAAAUAUGGUGGAUAGAGAACACUUUAAGGCAACCUUUCCUGGCAAUGACUGAAGCAACAUUCUAAAUACAGUUUUAGGUUAAGCAGCCUUAUGUUUCAUGGGCUUCAUGGCAUUGGGUGAUUAUUGAGGCUUCUUGGUUGAUUCCUAUUUGUAAUUUAUCACAAGAAACAAACAAACAGAAAUUCUAGUCUGCUAGUGCUAUACUGAAGGAGAGAUGGGAUGCCUUUGGCAAAUUCAUUUUUUGGAUUGCUCAUCAUUUGCAUUCCUUUUCAACAAUGCUGGAUGGCAGGAUCGAGGCCUAAUGAAUCAUUUCAAAACUAUCAUUUCCAUAUAUUUUCAUCAAUAAUUGUGUAUAAAGAUCUUUGAUCAGGAAUCAACAUACUGUGUUAGUAAAGCAAUUUCAGAACCACCCUAUGUAAUUUGAAUAGUUUUAGGGGGUAAAAAUAUUGAAAUAAAACAUUAUUUAAAUUCCAUUCUGUACAGCAAAAUACAUGACAUUAGCCAAAGAUUAUUGUUUGACCAAUCCUUGACAAAAGGUGUUGUGAUAUAAGAUGUUUGCCUUUUAUAAUGUUGUUCUGUGUUAUUUAAUUAUUUAUUGUGAUUUAUUUAUUUAAUUGGCAUUGGUAUUGUAUAAAAUAAAGUAUCUUGUCACAUACGAUA
Messenger RNA from Acipenser ruthenus (sterlet), 2306 nucleotides. RefSeq names its product T-cell acute lymphocytic leukemia protein 2-like. Gene Ontology annotation, molecular function: RNA polymerase II cis-regulatory region sequence-specific DNA binding; DNA-binding transcription factor activity, RNA polymerase II-specific; protein dimerization activity. The record is from RefSeq and is a predicted model, not a curated record. Gene Ontology annotation, biological process: regulation of transcription by RNA polymerase II. The transcript is spliced from 2 exons. NCBI's taxonomy places the organism in Eukaryota, Metazoa, Chordata, Actinopteri, Acipenseriformes, Acipenseridae. Bases 153 to 488 code for a protein of 111 amino acids.